AUGAAGUCUGCUAUCCUCUCCAUGGCCCUGGCGGCCUUGGCGCCUCUGGCUCUCGCCGCCGACGCCGUCCAGGGCUCUCCCGAGGGCUUCGCCAAGGGCACCACCGGUGGCGGCUCCGCCGCCCCCGUCUACCCCUCGACCACUGCCCAGCUCGUCUCUUACCUAACCGAUUCUUCGCCUCGCGUCAUUGUCCUUACCAAGACGUUCGACUUCAGAAACACCGAAGGAACGACCUCGGGAACCGGCUGCGCUCCUUGGGGCACUGGAUCUGCUUGCCAGACUGCCAUCAACAAGGACAACUGGUGCACCAACUACCAGCCAAGCGCCCCCAAGACCAACGUCAAGUACGACAACGCUGGCCUCAACCCCGUCAAGGUCUCCUCCAACAAGUCCAUCAUCGGUCAGGGCAACAAGGGUGUCAUCAUCGGCAAGGGUCUCCGUAUCACCGGCGGCGCCAAGAACAUCAUUAUCCAGAACAUUCACAUCACCAACCUGAACCCCCAGUACGUCUGGGGCGGUGAUGCCAUCACUCUUGACGGCAGCGACCUCGUCUGGAUCGACCACGUCACGACCUCCCUCAUCGGCCGCCAGCACAUUGUUCUCGGCAACGGCGCUUCCAACCGCGUCACCAUCUCCAACUCCAAGAUUGACGGUGCUACUUCGUGGUCUGCCACCUGCGACGGUCACCACUACUGGGGUCUCUACUUCACCGGCAGCAACGAUCUGGUGACCUUCAAGGGAAACUAUAUUACCGCCGGCAGCGGCCGAUCCCCGAAGGUCGGAGGAAAUAGUCUGGUUCAUUUAGUGAACAACUACUGGUACGACAACACGGGCCAUGCCCUCGAGGCCGAUGCUGGAGCCAAGGUCGUUGCCGAGGGCAAUGUUUUCCAGAACGUCAAAGCCACGUACCAGACCGGUCUCGCCGGCAAGGUUUUCGCCUCGCCGAGUUCGAGCGCCAACACGGCUUGCAAGCAGUAUCUUGGCCAUGACUGCCAGGUGAACGCCUUUGGAUCCAGCGGCUCUCUCGCCGGUAGUGACACCUCCAUCCUGUCAAGCUUCUCUGGCAAGAACGUUGCUUCUGCAGGCGAUGCCAACUCCGCCAAGGCUGCUGCCAACAACGCGGGAUUUGGAAAGAUUUGA
This is a messenger RNA of Colletotrichum graminicola M1.001, 1140 nucleotides long. Its product is annotated as pectate lyase. The record is from RefSeq and is a predicted model, not a curated record. Gene Ontology annotation, molecular function: pectate lyase activity. The transcript is spliced from 4 exons. The coding region runs from base 1 to 1140 and encodes 379 amino acids. Lineage: Eukaryota; Fungi; Ascomycota; Sordariomycetes; Glomerellales; Glomerellaceae.